CUUCCAUUUUAUUCAAAAACCCAGUCAAGCGACUAACACGACGAAGAGGAGAAGAGCGUUUUCUUAUUUUUCUUCUUCGAUUGUGGCAUAUUUGGGCUAAAGCAGAUGCAAGCGAUCAAGAGGAUGGCGUCAUCAUCAAACAUUUACAAGUCACCUGCCUUGACGCACGAGCUUGUCGCAAAAUGCUCCGUGAGUCUUACAGUGGUGAUGGCUUCACUCAGCCGAUGAAGCAAGGGUCGAAGGGUCUAAGACUAAUACAUAUAUUUAUACGUAGACAACAAGAGCCCGAGCAUCAAUAUUGACUCUUCCUCAUGGCGUCGUGCAACUUCCUAUGUUCAUGCCUGUUGCAACUCAAGCGUCUCUAAAGGGCAUCACCCCUGAACAGCUUGAAGAGACUGGUUGCCGUUUAUGUCUAAACAACACCUAUCACCUCGGCUUAAAACCAGGACAAGAGGUCUUGGAUGCGAUAGGCGGAGCGCAUAAACUUCAAGGAUGGAACCACAAUAUUCUGACUGACAGUGGAGGAUUCCAGAUGGUCAGUUUGCUAAAGCUUGCAACUAUUACUGAGAAAGGUGUCGAAUUUCUGAGCCCGCAUGAUGGAACACCCAUGUUACUUACACCUGAGCAUUCCAUGUCACUGCAAAACAGCAUCGGCAGUGACAUUAUGAUGCAGCUGGACGACGUCCUUGUCACAACCUCUCCCGACAAAGCACGUAUGCGUGAAGCCAUGGAGCGAAGUGUGCGCUGGUUAGAUCGAUGCAUUGCUGCUCAUAAGAAACCUGAGACCCAAAAUCUCUUCUGCAUUAUCCAGGGAGGUCUUGAUCUCGAUAUGCGACGAGAAUGCUGUCGCGAGAUGUUGGCCCGUGAUACACCAGGUAUCGCCAUUGGUGGACUGAGUGGUGGCGAGGCGAAGGCUGAUUACUGCAGAGUUGUAGCAGCUUGCACAGAACUGCUCCCCGACCUGAAGCCGCGGUACGUCAUGGGCAUUGGCUACCCUGAAGAUCUGGUCGUGAGCGUUGCGCUGGGAGCCGACAUGUUCGAUUGUGUGUGGCCAACAAGAACAGCCCGAUUUGGCAAUGCAGUCACAAAACAUGGCGUCUUGAACAUCCGUAACAAGAAAUAUGCUACUGAUUUCGGACCUGUCGAGGAGGGUUGCAACUGCAUGGUCUGCAAGCCAACCGCUGAUGGUGGGAUGGGCGUCACUCGAGCAUUUGUCCACCACAACGCCUCAAAAGAGACGGUGGCGGCGCAUUUGCUGACCAUUCACAAUGUCUACUAUCAAUUGAACCUUAUGCGGCAAAUCAGGGAGGCCAUUAUGGAGAAUCGAUUCCCUACAUUUGUGCGACAGUUUUUUGCUUGGCUUUAUGCGGAUAAAACAGAGUAUCCCGAAUGGGCAGUUGGAGCAUUGAAGGGGGUCAACAUCGAUUUGACAACGGAAUAGAAGGCAUAUACAGCAAUCAAGAGGCGCUGGUAGAUAAAAAAAAAAGUGAAUUAUGAAUCACGAAUAUGAUUCUAUAUACGAAAGCGCUUCAAAUGCCAAGGAUAUCCUGAUAAGACUGCGCAUUGUUCAUGAGUUUCCCUACAGCACUUCAUUAAAUAACCCGGAUAAGUCGUUAGAUCCACUACAUCUUCUCGGAAAUUGAAC
Fusarium verticillioides 7600 is the source of this 1645-nucleotide messenger RNA. RefSeq names its product queuine tRNA-ribosyltransferase. The record is from RefSeq and is a predicted model, not a curated record. Gene Ontology annotation, molecular function: tRNA-guanosine(34) queuine transglycosylase activity. The transcript is spliced from 2 exons. The coding region runs from base 332 to 1441 and encodes 369 amino acids. Gene Ontology annotation, cellular component: cytosol. Lineage: Eukaryota; Fungi; Ascomycota; Sordariomycetes; Hypocreales; Nectriaceae.